Cajanus cajan (pigeon pea) is the source of this 1255-nucleotide messenger RNA. RefSeq lists its product as uncharacterized. Gene Ontology annotation, cellular component: membrane; monolayer-surrounded lipid storage body. The record is from RefSeq and is a predicted model, not a curated record. Gene Ontology annotation, biological process: lipid storage; seed oilbody biogenesis; response to freezing. Lineage: Eukaryota; Viridiplantae; Streptophyta; Magnoliopsida; Fabales; Fabaceae.
CUUUUCUUAGUUCUCUUUUGUAUCAACUUCAUUGCUAUCCCAAACUUCACCCUCAACCAUGAAUGAUCGCACACAAGCACCGGCAGUACCACUACCACACCACGUCACAGAUCCAGAUCGCACACAAGCACCUGCGCCACUACCACACCAAGUCCAAGUCCACACAACCACACACCGCUACGAAUCCGGUGUUGUUGCCCCACAGCGUUUCGAAGGUGGUGGUUUCAUUGCACCGCGUUACGAAGGUGGCGGCAAGAGUAGUAGUCAUUAUUACUCUUCAGAGAGAGGCCCAUCAGCCUCUCAGAUCCUUGCAGUUGUCGCCGGCUUACCGGCCGGCGGCACUCUGCUGCUUUUGGCUGGACUUACUCUGGCCGGAACCUUCACUGGGCUGGCGAUCACCACGCCGCUUUUCAUUCUGUUCAGCCCAGUGCUGGUUCCGGCCACAGUCGUCAUAGGCCUGGCUGUGGCCGGGUUUUUGACGGCGGGGGCUUUUGGGCUCACGGCACUGUCCUCCUUCUCCUGGAUCGUUAAUUACGUCCGGGAGAUUCAAGGGACAGUGCCGGAGCAGCUUGAAGCUGCGAAGCUUCACCUAGCGGAUGCAGCUGGUUACGUGGGGCAGAAGACAAAGGAAGUGGGGCAGAAGACCAAGGAGGUUGGUCAAGACAUACAGAAUAAGGCUCAGGAUGCAAAGGAUUCAACUUAUGCAAGGGAUGCCAGAGAUGCUGCUUAUGCAAGGGAUGCGAGUUAUGCGAGAGAUGCUAGUUAUGCAAAAGAUGCUGGUUAUGCAAGGGAUGCAAAAGAUGCGAGUUAUGCAAGGGAUGCAAGAGAUGCGAGUUAUGCAAGGGAUGCAAGAGAUGCUACUUAUGCAAGGGAUGCAAGGGAUGCGAGUUAUGCAAGGGAUGCAAAGGAUACAAAGGAAGUAAAGAGAACAUCAGUAACUGCAACAACUGCAACAACAGCAAUAGCAUGAGUAUCGUGAUGGAGGGUUUUAUAAUGUGUUAUGGUGCGGUUUAUGUCGGGAAAUAAAUGGUGUACCUCUUGGGUUGCACUUCUCAACAUUUGUGUCUUGUAUUCUAUGUAGGUUUGUGUGUUUUGCUGUCUAGCUUUGGUUAAGUAGAGGGGACGUUCAUUCGUUCAUGUCAUGAAAGGGGUACUACCACUCUGUUCUGUAUAUGGAUGCUGGCAAUGUGUUUUUUACUAGUUCACUUUAAUUUUUGAAUUCAAUGUGAAAUAUGUUAUGCGUUCGUUUAUGUAA